Messenger RNA from Acanthocheilonema viteae, 1083 nucleotides. NCBI's taxonomy places the organism in Eukaryota, Metazoa, Nematoda, Chromadorea, Rhabditida, Onchocercidae. The record is from the annotation of a GenBank genome assembly.
AUGCGUCGGGACAAAAAAAAUUCGAUUGCUGACUCAUCGUUGACCCGUGAAGAAAAUUCAGAUGAUAUUGAACAGUUUCGAGAACGUAUGCUAUCAGUCCUAAAUAAAUACCCAUCUUACAACACGACAUUUACAUUAGAACGAUGGCUUCGUUCAUACAAUAAUGAUAUAGAAGAAGCAGCUAAACGAAUGACACGAGCUUUACAAAAUAUCCAUAUACUUAAUGCAUGCAUGGAUUAUGAUAAUGCCGAAUCGUUGAAUGAUUUUUUGCAUACACUAAAUCGAGCUGCUGAGUAUUUUCCAGGUGGCAUUAUGGGUCCUGACAAACAUGGAAAUAUUAUUCUCGUACAACCGAUGGGUCGUGCUCGACCGAAAACAAUGAUGCGUUUGGGACGCGUAUCUGAUCUUUAUAGGGCAGCAAUUACGGAAGCUGAAGCUUGCAUGUAUUUUUUAAGAAAAGAAGAAGCUGUUAGAGGAUGCCAGCUUAGUAUUAUUUUUAUUUCGGAUCUUGCUGAAUUAUCUUUGGAAACAAUUUACAUGCCUGCUAUGAAAGCAUACAUGGAUGUUUUAAAAAUAUUACAGAGAUUGAUUGAAAAUGUCGAAUUUCUUGGCAGUGAUUGGAAGCAACAGCUGAGAGAUGAGCUCGGUGAAGAAAAUAUUUUUAAAUAUUGGGGUGGCACAAAGGAAGCUCCAAAAGAAUCGGGCACAAUACGCAUGGGUGGUGAAGUACCUGAUAGUUUGAGGGAGGAGAUUUUAAAAACGCUGAAAUUCAUUCCUGAUGAUCAAUUAAUAAAAACAACGAUUCUAGCCGGCGGAUUGUUGAAAAUUCCAGUUCAUGUGCUGCAGUCAAAUUCAUUACUACAGUGGUAUUUUACUGUGAGUGAUGGAGACAUUGAUUUCAAAAUUACAUAUGGUGAAGAAGAGGAAGAGAUUUGGCCGCAUUUCCGUCUAUCAACCGAAUUUGUCCCGGAAUAUGGCGAAUUGAUAUGCCAUCAGAAAGGGACUUAUAUUCUUCACUUCUAUAGUCCAGCAAAACUAUUUAAUAAAAUAGUUGCGUAUAAUAUUUCGGUGAAGGAUCCGUAG